Sphaeramia orbicularis (orbiculate cardinalfish) is the source of this 6880-nucleotide messenger RNA. RefSeq names its product forkhead box O4 (gene foxo4). Gene Ontology annotation, biological process: regulation of transcription by RNA polymerase II. The record is from RefSeq and is a predicted model, not a curated record. The transcript is spliced from 3 exons. Lineage: Eukaryota; Metazoa; Chordata; Actinopteri; Kurtiformes; Apogonidae. Gene Ontology annotation, molecular function: DNA-binding transcription factor activity, RNA polymerase II-specific; RNA polymerase II cis-regulatory region sequence-specific DNA binding. Gene Ontology annotation, cellular component: nucleus. Bases 1556 to 3499 code for a protein of 647 amino acids.
GCGCAGGCGCAAAAGGCGUUGCCUGACAGUGGUAAACAGACGUCAGAAGGGAGUCUUCGCCUCGAGUCAAAACAAAACAAAACAAAACAAGUCAAAAAUGGUGAAGGAGUGAAUAUUUGGACAACCACAACGACAGGAAGUUUUACAAAACUAACCGGUGAUUAAAAACCACUACUUGGAGUAAGUUACCGGACCCUUUUCACGGACUUUUUCACGGAUUGUAAACUCUGGAAUAGCAGGAGCUUAACCAGCUAACGUUACGGUGGCUAUCGUGCUGUUUUCAAAGUGCGGCGAGUGGGACCCGACAGACCUCCAAGGCGACUCAACUUCACCCAACACCCGGGGAUUUGCUUUGUAGUUCGUUUACCGAGACUAGAGGCCGAAAAUCUGUUGAGCUUCGGGCGUCUGUCGAGUGGAUUUUAUAACCGCUUCUUCAAGCAUCGUGUGCCGCGGUGGAGUGUGGAGAAACAUGGCAGAUGGUGACACGCGCCCGGCCGCAAUGUAGCGGAUCGUGCAGACCUGAAGCACGGACUUUUCUUACGCACAUCUCCGUCUGGUUUCACCCUAAACACUAUUUAACUGUAACUUCUAUUUGAACUCACUUUCUCUGGUGUUGUUUGAGUCGCUGGUGAGAGCGGCUUCUACAUAUAUCUGAAGAUAUAGGCCAAAGAGACGGCGGCCAGCGUCCCCCAACUGUUUUUACGCUUUUUUUUUUUACAGUUUGUGAACGGAACCGGUGGUCGGUCGAUCACCCGUUGCACGUUUUUUACACUUGACAUUAACUCACUUGGACUAUUUUUACUGUUUGUGGAGCCUUGUGAGUUUUACACAAGUUUGUUCAGAAGUGUUUAAUCGUCGGAGAUCCCAGACAUCGCGUUGUUUACAAGUGGAGGCGGACAGGGGCUCUCCUGAGAAGCUCUUUUGUAACAGUAGCCAGAUAAUCCCCGUUUGUAGCCCUCAGUGUACAGUACACUAAAAUCAUAGCCUAGAUUUGACUUUGUACGUGUAGAUUUUUAAGUCUGGUACGAAGAGAUAUUAAUUCGGAUUGUUUUUUUCUUAAAUUAUUACUUUUUUUUAACUUGUUAGGGACACUAUUUUAAUUUGGCAUAUUUAAUUUGUAGUUAUCAGGAUACACAUUGUGUGUCCAUAAACACUCGUGGGUUUUCCAUUCAUUUUCAAGAGGGCCUAAACUCCUGUAGAUCCAGAUGUUUUGGUGCUCACUCCCGCUCUGCCACGUUUGUUUUUAUUUUAUUCAGACAAAGGGAAUCUCAACCCAACCCUCCUUUAUUCUAUAUAAAUCGGAAGGUUUAUGAUAGUUACUAUUAAGGAGAUUAUUUGGGUUCCCUAAUCUCCAAUCUGAGGAUUAACCGAAGCUAUUGGUGUGUCCAGAUUAUUCCGUCUCUUCUCCAGGCCCCUCUGUUUACACCCCUGCGGUGGGUGGACCAUAUUGUUUUUGGAGGCGAUCUGAAUAGUGUUUCAAAGGAUCAUUACUUUAGCACUUUCAAGUAAAUGUUUUAAGUGGCUCCUGUCUCCAGUGGAUGUACAGAGGACCGUGAUGGAGGACUCAUCAGUGCCCCCGAUUGACCCAGAUUUUGAGCCGCAGAGCAGACCACGGUCCUGCACGUGGCCGCUCCCGAGACCCGACAUCUCGGUUGUCAAACCGGAGGGGGCGGAUGGCACCGAGUCCGCCGCCGGGACCCCUCCCGCCGACGAGGACAAGCCCGAGCCGCAGCAAAUCACGUCCGAGCCCGAGAAGGCAGCUGCGGCCGCAGAAGGCGGGGUUGUGGCCGGCGUGGGCGGAGCCGGCGCUACGCCCCGCAAAGGAUCAUCCCGGCGCAACGCGUGGGGGAACCAGAGCUACGCAGAUCUGAUUAGCCAGGCCAUCGAAAACUCACCUGACAAGCGGCUGACCCUGGCUCAGAUCUAUGAGUGGAUGGUGAAAACAGUGCCUUACUUCAGAGACAAAGGAGACAGUAACAGCUCAGCCGGGUGGAAGAACUCAAUCCGCCACAAUUUAUCACUCCACAACAAGUUCUUGAGAGUACAUAAUGAAUCAACAGGCAAGAGCUCCUGGUGGAUGCUCAACCCAGAAGGAGGGAAAACUGGGAAAGCUCCUCGCCGCAGAGCUGCCUCCAUGGACAACAGUAGCAAACUGCUAAAGAGCCGCAUGAGGGCGAAGCAGACCAAGAAGCAGGCAGCUGCCGGCCUUGGCGGUGCCGGGGGGACGCUCCAGGGUGAUGGCAGUACGGGUUCAGCAGGUGCUGAUAGCCCAAAUUCAUCCCAGCAGUUUCCCAAAUGGGGGGUCAACAACAGCAGCCCCUCGUCCCGAGGCAGUCUGGACGAUGCUGACAUGUGGACCACUUUCCGCCCACGCACAAGCUCUAAUGCCAGCACCUUGAGUGGCCGUCUGUCACCCAUCGCUCCUGGACAGGAGGAUGACGAUAACUUACCUGAGGAUAGCCUGCUGGGUAGAUAUGCUGGCAGCAGCUUGACCCCCACCCUAACUGAGACCCUCAUGGAGGAGCUGGAUCUGAUCGACGGCCUCACGCUGAUGACUGGGCAGCAGGGAGGGGCCAGUCCCAGCACAGCCCCGCCAGCACCACCCACUCCGCUUCCCUCCGCCUCCACUCUACUGCCUCGUGGCUCCAGCUUCUCCUCCUUCCAUCAGCGGCAGCCCUCCAGCCUCCCACAGGCCCCCUCGCACACUGGAACUCCCACCUCUGUCACCCAGUGCGGAUCCAGCAGCAAAGAACCAACAACUUUCAGCAACUCCCUGUUCAACCCUAUGCCCAGUUCCAGCUCUCGUGGCGGGGGGCACUACAGCGGCCACGUGCCUUCCAGCCUGGAGGCGCUUCUCACCUCUGAUUCCCCCCCACCCACCGAUGUUCUGAUGACCCAGGUGGAUCCUCUCAUGCAGAGCCCUGGAGGUGUGGGCUUAAUGGGCCUGGGCCAGUCUGUGGUGGGCGUUCGGUCCAAACCCAGUCAGUUGCUGAUGGGUAAAGGGCUGGAGCCGAACACCGUGGCCCCCAUGGCGCUGCAGGCUCAGAUGCAGCCGCCACCACAGCACCACCUCCACCACCAGCAGCCACAGCAACAGCAGUCGCACCAGCAUCACUCUCAGAUGGGGUUGGGAAUGAUCCUCUCAGGUAUGUCUCAGGACCCCCCACAGCUCUCAGCACUCAAAGCCCCACACACCGCCGUGCCAUCUGUGGGGUCUCACCAUGCGGCAGCCGUCGCCUCAGCCAAUCCCAACGUGAGUCUGCAGGGAAUGGGUCAGUUCGGACCUCCGUCCUGCUUCCAGCCUGGCCAGGACCGACUUCCCACUGACCUGGACAUAGACAUGUUCACUGAAAACCUGGAUUGUGAUGUGGACUACAUCAUCAACACUGACUUCAUGGAUGGUAUUGACUUCAACUUUGACCCCAUUCUGCCUGAAGGUCAAGGCUAUGCGAGUCCAGCCACCACACAAGGCUCCGCCCACAACUGGGUGCCCAGCUAACUUCUCAGCUGAUCACAGAGUUAGCCAGGAACUGAUCUCCAAUCAAGAUAACCUCACAAAAUGACAAAAUGACUGGUGCAUUCCUCCUCCCUGCUGGCUGAAGAUAUGAUUUUCAAACACCGUGUUUUUCUUUGACUUUAAAGACAAAACCAGACCUCACCCAUGUCAUGUGCCAAGACAUGCAGAGGACCGGAUUCAGGCUACUAUGCACAGACUUAUCUCCCUUUUUCCUUUGUAACACAUAGAACGUCUUGGCUGCUAGCCGAUUUUUUUUUCUGCUAAUCUGAACAGAUUAUUUUUAAAGAUGUGUGACAUUAUUGUUUUAGUUUGAAAACUCGAAUCAGCUCCGCUCUGCUUGGAGUUCAGAUUUCAGCUGUGUUACACCAGAAAAGCUUUAGGGUGGAAACGGUACCCCUGAUCCUGACGGCUUUGGUAUUGAAGACUGUGCGUUUUUGUAGAAAUGGCCAGUUUUUCACUGAACUGUCGCCUGUCAACACUUACCCAGCAUGCAUUGCUAGACCAAAUGCUUGAUGGCGCAGCUCACCCUGCUGCGCUGUCCUCUGUAGAAAAGAACGUUUCCGUUGAAGGAGUCAGUGAAGAAUUUGAGGAUCGUGACUGUUUGAAGAGCAGGUGGAAGAGAACAACUGGACGACUCAAGGCAUAAUAUAAUUCAACAUCGCCCCCCACUGUGUAUUGGACUUCUUAUAUGUGUGCGAUUUUUAUUUCUUUUUUACGCAACAAAGAGAAGGUUAAAGCAUUUUUUGUUUUGUUUUGUUUUUUUUUUCAAUCAGACUUGGUGAUUUGACUUAAGUGGGUAUAUAUUUUGCAGUUUGGCAUUUUUUGACUUCAAUCCAGUGUGUUAAAAUAGAUAGUCACUUAGAGGGAAUUUAUUUGAAAUCCCUGAUGUGCAGUUAAACUAACAAAAUGAAGAAAUGUGAUUUUUGAAUUUAUACACGGGGCAUUUAUGGGCAAAUUUAUUCACCAACACAUGGUAUGUUGGCCAAGUAUUAUGUUGUCUUAGACAGCAGUAUGGCUCCAUUGUCCAAUGGUCUACCUAUUUUUUUUUUUUUUUUUUGUCUUUAUCGUAGAGCCUGUGCAUUUUCAAAGCACUUAGGUUUCCUGCUACACAGGAACCCAAAACCAGGAGAAUACAUCCACAUUAGGUUAAAUCAUUUCAUGUAAGAGUUUGAAUCCUGUAAGCAUGUGAUGUACACGUUGCACAUGUACAUACAUGAUGACACACUAUGCAGAUCUAUCAGGAGAACUAAAUGAAAUCUUGAAGGAAAAUUUGAAAAAUCACUUCUUGAAGGGUUUUUACUAUUUAACAUUUUCCUGAUAUUUGUAGGGGUGAGGGGAGCGGGCGCUGCAUGACAGAAUAUCCUCUCACACUUUAAUUAUUCAGUACUAACGUUAAAGAAGUUAAUUGUGUGAGAAGUACAAAAAAAGAAUAUAUUUGAUUAUAGUUUUAAUAUACAAUUUAGAUGGAGGUAAUAAAUGAGAUAUUAAUACAUAUGAAUAUAUUACUAAUUACAAUCGAUGUUUUUUUACAUUGGAGGAAACAUUUUCAGAUAAUUUUAACGGUAAUUUUCUAUACUUUUAUUUUUGUAAAGGAUGAGAUGCAUGUAGAUUUUUUACAUAACCAAAGGAACACUAAUAAUUGCAUGGCAUUUAGGGAGCGCUUGGGCCUGACACAGUAUCUCGGUGUACAUAAGCUUUGCAAAAGAUGCCUGUAACAUGUAACCUGACUUUGAAAGAUAAGUGAGGCAACAGUACAUCAUCAAUACUUGACCGUUGGAACUAAAAUUCCCAAUUGAUUUGCCAUCUGCUUUGGACUUUUUUUGUUUCUUAAUUAUUAUUCUCUCCUUUUGGCUUAUCUGCAUAACCCAAGUUCAAGAAAAAAAAAGAAGACCUCGAAAUUCUCAUCUCAAAACAAGUCUAAUAAAGUAACAGUUACCUCUCAGGGUCGCUCAGAAGAAUAAGAACAGGAAAACAGUUCUGCACAGGCGUUAUCUGAUCAUGUGACAGUAGACAAAGUAUUUAUUUUACAUAUUUUCUGUUCAGAUCGACUGGAACCCAAUGCACCAUGUCUCCACACGAUUUCCUCAAGGCAUUUGGGUGAAAUCUCAAAUUUACCCCCCCCCCCCCCCCCCCCCCCCCCCGUUAUUUUAAAGAAAUAUGUUUUCACUUUCCAGCCUUGUAUAUCAGUAGUAUCCCGUAUUUUUUCUUUAUUUUUUGGGGACUGCCAAUAUUUAAAACACUAUAGCAUGCUGAUUCUAUAGCAAGAUGGACUUCAUUUUGUCAUCUUCCCCCUUUUUAAAAUGUGUGUUCUGUGUUUGUACUUAACCAAUUCAAUGGUCAUGUCAGUUUUUUUAAUCAAAAAUAACAUCCCUGCAGUUAAACUCUUAAUAAUCAUCAUUUUACUGUAGCUAUGUGAAUAUGUUAGCCUCUGUUUUGUAUAAAGCACUCUUUUUUUUUUUUUUUUCACUUUUUCUUUUUUUGAAUGGUGCUAGAUGUCAUUUAUGAUGUGUUUUGGAGUACGCCAUGAUGCAAUGGGUGCUUAUCAGGGCCUUUGAAUAACCUGCAUACAGCACAAAAAUCUCGAUUUGGUGUUAUGGUAGCGGUUAGCAAACAAUCAGUAGUGCUCCCUUCUUUUAUUAUUAUUUUAUCUAGACAUAUAAUAAUCCCCCAACUGGUCAGUCAAAUUUUAUCUGGAAACUAGAGACCAGUUUGUUCAAACUGCAUGAAAACAAAAUAUUUGGUUCUUAUUUUGUAAAACAAUAAUAAGGACAUGUGAUUAUAUUAGAAAAUCUAUAUACUAAACUUGCCCAGUUACCUUUAGACACUGUGCAGAUGUUGGAAAUGUUGACUGCAGCCUUUAAAGGCAAUGGAGCAUCUCUCACAUAGAAUCUGCUGCGUCAGACUUUGACAUCUCUGUUUAGUUUACUGUUGCCUCAUAAAAAAAGGCAGGUGUGGUGUUUUUUUACUUUCCUUAUAUCUCCCCUUUAUAUAAUUACAUAUAUCUGAAUAUUUCUUUUCUUUCAGCUCUUUUGUCUUAUGAGAAAGUAGAUAAAGUUAAUCCCAGUCUGUUUGUUUUAAAAUCUAAAAAUGCCCCCAUUUGAUACAGUAUUUUAGUAUUUGGCGAGGGUUUUUGUGUUGUACUGUAUUUUUUUUUCCCCCGCAUGGGCAGGUGUGGGUGGGUUGGGUGGGCAGGGAAUGAUGAGUUGUGCAUAAGCCAAUUAUGUUUUCUGAAUUUGAUCAUUGUUAAUAGUUUUACUUUCCUCUCACCCCGACAGUUGUCUUUUUCUUUACACAUUGUAAAGUCAGCCAGAGAUGACAAACAGUUCUGAACAGCAGAAAUAAAUUCAAUAAACUGCUUAACCC